Pseudophryne corroboree (corroboree frog) is the source of this 1460-nucleotide messenger RNA. It is a transcript of the gene DERA, whose product is annotated as deoxyribose-phosphate aldolase. Gene Ontology annotation, biological process: deoxyribonucleotide catabolic process; carbohydrate catabolic process. The record is from RefSeq and is a predicted model, not a curated record. Gene Ontology annotation, molecular function: deoxyribose-phosphate aldolase activity. Gene Ontology annotation, cellular component: cytoplasm. Lineage: Eukaryota; Metazoa; Chordata; Amphibia; Anura; Myobatrachidae. The transcript is spliced from 9 exons. Bases 41 to 1018 code for a protein of 325 amino acids.
UAGGGGGCGUUUCCUCUACAGUACAAGCAGCUGCAGCAUCAUGUCCUCCAGGAACCCGGGCUCAGAGCUGGGUGAGUGUCUGGGAGUAUUAGAUCUUGGUUGGAUCUCGAGAGUUGGGGUCAAUCACCCGGCCGUCCUCAGGCGAGCAGAGCAGAUUCAGAGCCGGAGGACCGUCAAGAAAGACUUUCAGGCUGCGUGGCUGCUGACUGCUGUCACUUGUAUAGACCUCACCACUCUCUCUGGAGAUGACACACCAUCCAAUGUCCACCGACUCUGUUUCAAGGCUAAACAUCCAAUCAGAGAGGAUCUCCUGCGCAGCGUCCGGAUGGAUGAGCAAGGUCUCAGCACUGGCGCUGUGUGCGUGUAUUCAGCUCGGGUGCAGGAUGCCGUCAAAGCCCUGAAGGAUGCUGGAUGUAAGAUACCCGUUGCAUCAGUGGCCACAGGAUUUCCUGCAGGUCAGACCCCACUGAAGACACGGCUGGAAGAGGUCCGCACAGCUGUGGAGGAUGGCGCCUGUGAGAUUGACAUUGUUAUUAAUAGGACGCUGGCCCUCACUGGCCGGUGGAGAGAACUAUAUGAAGAGAUACGACUGUUCCGUGAGGCUUGCGGAGAGGCGCACAUGAAAACGAUCUUGGGCAUCGGAGAGCUUGGCUCCCUCACUACGGUAUACCGCGCGAGCCUCGUCGCCAUGAUGGCAGGUUCUGAUUUCAUCAAGACAUCCACAGGGAAGGAAUCUGUCAAUGCCACGUACCCUGUAGCCCUGGUGAUGGUGCGGGCAAUCCGGGCGUAUUACUGGAAGACCGGCGUCAAGGUUGGAUUUAAACCGGCUGGCGGGAUUCGCAGCGCUAAGGAAGCUCUUGUGUGGCUGUCGCUGAUGAAGGAGGAGCUGGGUGACGAGUGGCUGACCCCGGAACUCUUCCGCAUUGGAGCCAGUACCCUGCUAGGGGACAUUGAGAGACAGAUUUAUCAUCACGUGACUGGCCGAUACGCUGCGCACCACGAUCUCCCGAUGGCGUGAUUGGCCAAUAAGCUGCACACCAUGAUCCCCCGAUGGCAUGAUUGGCCGAUACGCUGCACACCACGAUCCACCGUUGGCGUGAUUGGCCGAUACGCUGCACACCACGAUCCCCCGAUGGCGUGAUUGGCCGAUACGCUUCACACCACGAUCUCCCGAUGGCGUGAUUGCCCAGUACGCUGCACACCACGAUCUCCCGAUGGCGUGAUUGGCCGAUACGCUGCACACCACGAUCUCCUAUGGCGUGAUGACACGUGGGAUACUGUUAUCAUUAUAAUCAUGUAUAAAUGGAAUACCUCAAUAGCAAUGUCCCCGGCCUCAGCAGUACACGUGGUGGGAUGGGGUCGGAGUAUUCACCUUUUUGUUACUAUUCUGUCACUUGUGUAAAUCAUUAUGUAAUCCUGUGAUGCUUAAUCACCAUUAAAAUGUUCUAUCUCCUGCCUGA